AUGAUGAAUUUUGUAGAUACGCUGAUAAUUCUAAAUGAUGAUGCGCCAUGCGAAUUGCUCAGAAAAAAGUACAUAGAGAUGCUGGUCCCAACGAUAAGCGUGCUAAACUUUAAGAAGGAAAAAAUAUAUAAGACGUAUAGUAAUAUAUUAUUGUACACAUACAAAGAUUAUGACUUUUUUUGGGAUCUAGACGAUAACAUUUUACAUAAGAUCCAGAAGUGCUUAAAGAGAAAUGGCACAUUAAAAUUGGUUCUAUACAUAAGUAAAACACAAGAUGAUGGUAACGGUAAGAAUAUCACAACACAAGGCAAUAAAAACCAGGAGGAAAUUUUGAAAAAAUUAAAGAAGGAAUGCCUCUACAGUGGUUUCAUUAACAUUUACAAUGAAAUUACCAUGGCGGAAAACGGAGUCAUCAUAAAUGUAACGGCAGAAAACCCCGAUUUUCUAUCAAAUGAGGAUGAAAAUUAUGCAAGUUCCAACGAUGGAGAUGCUUACGAAAAUGCAGAAGACAAUAAGAAGACCGUAAAUAGAGUGUGUGCUAACUGCACAUGUGGAAAAAAAACGAAUGGAAUUAAACUAGACAAAAUUGCCAUAGAUGAAAAAGAAGUGCAAUACUUAACGGAAAAUGCUAUUUCUUCUUGUGGAAAUUGCUAUCUUGGGGACGCUUUCAGAUGUGCAUCCUGUCCUUAUAAAGGAUUGCCAGCAUUUCAACCAGGAGAAAAUGUGAAGCUCAAUUUGAACAACGAAACUGAGUGA
Messenger RNA from Plasmodium gonderi, 756 nucleotides. RefSeq names its product Fe-S cluster assembly protein DRE2. The record is from RefSeq and is a predicted model, not a curated record. Gene Ontology annotation, cellular component: cytoplasm. The coding region runs from base 1 to 756 and encodes 251 amino acids. Lineage: Eukaryota; Apicomplexa; Aconoidasida; Haemosporida; Plasmodiidae. Gene Ontology annotation, molecular function: iron-sulfur cluster binding. Gene Ontology annotation, biological process: iron-sulfur cluster assembly. The transcript has 5 exons.